Messenger RNA from Scatophagus argus, 2141 nucleotides. RefSeq names its product signal-transducing adaptor protein 1-like. Bases 156 to 1322 code for a protein of 388 amino acids. The transcript is spliced from 12 exons. The record is from RefSeq and is a predicted model, not a curated record. Lineage: Eukaryota; Metazoa; Chordata; Actinopteri; Scatophagidae. Gene Ontology annotation, molecular function: signaling adaptor activity.
ACAGGUUAUUUCUCCACUAAGGCUGCACAAGCGAGUUUAAUUACGACCUAGAGAACUUGUUGUUCUAUUCAGAUCCGCUUCAUACCCUCAGACGGAUCUGUAGCCUGUAUAAGUGAUUUAUAAACAGCUGAUUUACUGAAGAAUCUGCGCUUCUCAUGGCAAAGCGAGCAACGCGACAGAAGAACCAGCUGCCACCGUGUUACUAUGAAGGAUUCCUGGAGAAGAGGUCGUUUAAAGACAAGACAUCUCGAAGACUGUGGACGUGCCUGUGUGGAAACACGCUGUUCUUCUUCAGUGACAAGAAAGACAGUGAUUACAUAGAGAAACUGGAUCUCAGUGAACUGAUCUCAGUAACAGAUGACGGCAGCCAGGAUUGGAACUUAGAUGCAGUCAGACUCAACCUUCAGAUGAAGGAUGAAACAAUCAAAUUCACUGUCCCUAGCUCAGAGGCUCGUGAGCUGUGGAAAGGCUUCAUCCACUCUGUGACUAAGCUGUCAGUACCAUCCCUCAACCUGCUGCCAGGCCAGAUCCACAUGCUGAAAGAGGCAGUCGAAAGGGAAAAGGAGAGAAUUAAAACCGUCCCUCCACCUGUGGUCACCAGCCAGAGUAAUUACGUCACUCUCCAAGCAGACAUGCCAGCGUGCUUCCACAGUGUGUCCCGUCUGGAGGCAGAGCUGCUGCUUGAGAGAGAGUUUAAAAGAGGAAACCUGCUGCUGAGGCCUGGGAGCGACGGAAACUCAUUUGCUGUCACCACCAGACAGGACCUUGACGGCCCUUUAAUCAGUCAUUACCGCAUUACUCGUAACCCUGAAGGAGGCUUCAUCAUUGAUGUGGAAGAUCCUGUCCUUUGUGCCACACUACAUGACGUAAUCAAAUAUUUAGUGGAAAAUACUGGCGGAGUUUUGAUUCCCCUCAUCAUGGAGGAGGCAUACGAGAAAAACAUCUCUUUUAUUCGGGCUGAUAAGGAAAAUGGAGAGAAGAGCAUUCAGCAGGCCCUGCCAAACCCUGUCCCACCAAGUGUACCCCCCAAACCAGCUCCAAGAGUGCCGACACCUGAACCAGCACCAGCAUCGUGUGAAGAAGAGCCCUUAUAUCUGAAUGAGAGCGAACUUGACAAAAACACUACAAAGAAAGCAAUAAUGCCCCCAAUUCCUGCUCCUCGCAAAUGGGCCUCUUCUAUAUCAAUCACCUCCUCUACCUCCUCCACAAACAGCCUGGAUAUGAGGAUGAGAACACAGUCAGACAGUCUGGGAAAGAUUCCUCUCGCAGCACUGUCUGAGCUGAAACUCAAGCUGGAACAAAAGGCGAAGAGUCAAGAGUGACCCCUGCUGGUGGCACAGCAGUGCAGAGCCACUUACAAGUCUGUCCCUAAAAGCUGAACAUGGGAGCGGAGACACAGCCUGCCACGAUACAUGAUGCAUUUUGGACCUGGCUCUGCUCCCACCCUCGUCAGCUGGCUGUAAGCAGUAAAGGCUCUCUGAAGAUUAACGCUUUAUUGAUUCACCCUUCUCAGACAUUCAUUAGCCAAAUCAAUUGAGUGUAACGAGGGAUGUACAUGUCACAUUAUCUUCACUGUUACUCUUGUACAUUUUGUAUAUUUACCACUGACAAUGUUGUAUAUUUUCCUAAUAGAUUGAGUCAGCUUUUCUGUAUCAGUGUUGUUGUUUGCCUUCAUUUUGAGUAGCUGUUGAACUGUAUUGUAUAUAUUUUUACAUAACUAGGAUGGCUACAGUUAUUCUGCCUUAGAGGCAUGUGAUGUUUAUAUACUAUAUAGUGUACCACAUUGACUUGUUGCUUGUUGUUAUUGUACCCACUGUAUGUGGAUGUAUUGUACAUAACUUUUCAGAGAUGAAAACUCUUGCUUCUGUCACAUCAAAUCAGAUAAAUGUGAACAGACAAGUUCUAGUAUGUGCCAUGCAGCAGUUAGAAAUCAAUCAGUUUUAUGAUGACCCAGUACCCUGUGUUACACCUCUUACUACUUUUCUUGAUUUGUUUGUUUUGUGUUGUUGAAGCAGAAUUCCAAGAACAAUGUGCUCUCACUCGUUUAUUACCUCAAUGACUGACACAUUAUAGUGGAAAAAUUAAACUAUUUACAGUAAAUUGGAUGUCAGCAUGUGAAAUAAAGUUAAACAUAAUUCUCA